Messenger RNA from Lepisosteus oculatus (spotted gar), 2104 nucleotides. RefSeq names its product enkurin domain containing 1 (gene enkd1). NCBI's taxonomy places the organism in Eukaryota, Metazoa, Chordata, Actinopteri, Semionotiformes, Lepisosteidae. The record is from RefSeq and is a predicted model, not a curated record. Gene Ontology annotation, cellular component: cytoplasmic microtubule.
CUGGGUGAGUUUAUAGUUGUUCGUGUCUAAGACAGAAGAGAGUUAUAAACUGCGAGUCUCGCAUACAGCUGUGCCCCGACUGGCACUUCAGCGUGGGAGUAUGUCUGAGCCAGUCGAAGCAUGGCCACGUGUGUCCGGGGAUAUGUGUGUGUCAGAUUGUCACUGUGUGAUCCUGAACCUGGGGUCUCUCCACUAUACAGGGCAGCAGCCAGGUGGGACGAUGUGUGAAGGCCCAUCACGGAUCUCUGGACCGAUCCCUCCCGAUCCCACCCUCUUCCCUGAGUUUUACAGACGUCCGGCCUCUGCGCGAGGCAGGCUAGAGGGGAAUGACCUGAAGUUGACCUUUCUGUCCGGCCCUCUAGCCCCUGACCCUUCGCUGCACCCUGGCUGCUACAGCGCACGCCCCCCUCCUCCCCCCCGAGUGCACCCCAACGCCAUGCACAUCCUCGAGAGGGGUCAGCGAGGGGUCGUUGGAAAUCUGCUGCAGCUGGAAGGGGUCUCUCUGCACCCAGAUCCCCCAAAACACAAGAAGGAGCCGCGGGAUCACGGCAAGGAGAACGUGCGGCGACUGCGCGAGAUCCAGCGCCGCUGCCGGGAGCGAGAGGCCGAGAAGGAGGGCGCCCGGCCUGUGCCCGUCAAGGCGCUGUGGAGGUCCCCAAAAUACGAGGCAGUGCCGUCCAAGGUCAUGACCCAGCUGCAGGAGACGACGCCCCCCAAGAGGUCCGAGUGCCAGAACUUCCUGAAGGCUCACUCGCGCUGUGGAAGUGCAGGAGCCCCACGGCGCAGCCCCUCCCCUGGGCCCCCCACCCUUGACGCGGAUGCAGAGAUGCAGGUGCGCGGCAGGGCGGUGGACUUUGUGAGGCACAACGCGCGUGCGGCGACCCAGGCCUGCCUGCGGCGCUCCCGCUCCCUGCAGGCGCUGAACCAAACCCUGGAGCAGCAGAGGAAAGAGAGGGAGGAGUACGACAGCCAUCAGCGAGGACACGUCCCGCAGUAUCUGCAGGAGCGGAAGGAGAAGUGGCGCCGGGAGGCCGAGGAGAGGCGGAGGAAUGCGCCUGACCCCUCGGUUCCCCUGGGACACACACAGCUGCCAGAGAAAGAGAGGCAGGAGACCCUGGAUUCCCUCAAACAGACUCAGCGCUCUCUUGUGAAGGAGCUGCUGUCUCUCCCAGUGCGUGCCGACACCCUCAGUGUGCAGACACGGCGCACCGAGCUCGACAGGAAGCUGUCCGAGGUGGAGGAAGCCAUCAAAAUCUUCUCUCGGCCCAAAGUCUACAUCCGGGUUGACACCUAAUCCUGGGAGGGCAGGAGAGACCAGGAGACCCCGAUGUCGGUAUACUCAGGAUAAAGCUGGGCAGGCAGCUCUACUGGGUCUUUGUGCCCAGGGGGCACCCCAAAACAUGAAAGAGCAGGACAUUUACUGGGUGAAUAAUAUAUUUACAAGUUUGUGUAAAUUAACUAUUGGCAGAAAUUGGUUUAAAAGUGUGGAUUUGAUUAAAAAAUGCCAGCAAACAGGUGGCGAUGAGAACCCCAGAAUUCCUCUCGAAAAGCCUAGUAAAAUUGGCAAGACUCACCCAGCAACACCCUUGUUAUCAAGGCAGUGUGUGUAAUGGAAAUGUCCUCAAGAGCAGGAAGGAUAUACGGUUACAUUUUCCUACCUGUUACUACAGCAGUUUAAGAAGCACAUAUUUAACACCCUAUAUGGUGUUCUGGAUAUGGAGAAGAUACAGAUAACACGAAUCAUAUUUAGCACCCUGUAAGAUUUCUUGCUGUAAAGAGUGAGGUCAGUCUCACUUCAUUUUCUAAAUAUGUUUUACUUUUACUCCCAGUAUGGCCUUUGACCCCCUUUGCAAAAGCAAGUGUGUCUGUGGAUGUGUAGUUUUUAUUUUGAAAUAAUUUCCAAAUAUACACAACAUUAAGCAUUAUUCACAGUUCAGAUGUGAACUGUAGUCACGUGUUAUCCUGUAUAUAUCCAUUUUAUUAGCAAAGUAUAACUGGAAGUAUUUUUAAGCGCAUUAUUGUAUAAAAACUAUAUACAGUAAAUACUGUACAUGAACCCACACAGUUGAAAUGCUAUUAAAAGGCUGUUGUAUGUUUCCAUUAA